Molecule: messenger RNA, 795 nt
Organism: Ilyonectria robusta
Lineage: Eukaryota; Fungi; Ascomycota; Sordariomycetes; Hypocreales; Nectriaceae
Exons: 1
Coding region: 1-795 (264 amino acids)
Source: RefSeq, a predicted model, not a curated record
AUGGCGAAUACCUUUCAGAAAAUCGAUCGCUCGUUAGAGCACCUCACGACUACCGGGUGUCUCAAGCCCAAGAAUUUGCGCUACGCUUGCGCUUCUAGCGGUCUCAUCUGCGGCACCCUCUUCUUCCUUGCCUUUAUCGCAUCCGAUUUUCUUCCUCCGCCUAGCCCAUGGUGGACGCCAGAGCGCACCGCCGAGCACUACGCCCGCCAUCAGAAAGGCGUACACGCAGGCAGCGUUCUGUUGAUGUUCUCGGGAACGUUCUUCUUGCCUUAUACCGCCAUCAUAUCAGACCAGAUGCGCCGCAUCCCCAACAUCCCCUGGGUUCUCCCGCAGCUACAGCUCGCAUCUGGCAUUGCAUCUACGAUCGGCUUCUUCAUGCCCGGAAUGCAGCUGGCAGCGACAGCAUUACGGAAAGAUCGUGAUCCGAAAUUGAUCGAGCUAUCAAGCGACAUGUUUUGGAUGUUUGCAGUGAUGCCUUUCCAGACCUUUAUCUUAAUGUCCUGGGCUUGGUCUUACGCCAUCAUAAUUGAUAACCGACCGAAACCGUUGUAUCCUAAAGCAAUGGCCCUUGUCAAUUUGGUGUCGCCGGCAAUGUUCCUCUGGUCGGUGGCUAUUCAUACUACUCUGCAUGGACCAUUUGCUUGGAAUGGCGCGUUAGGCUUCUGGUUGCCUCUCGUUGCUUUCGGACUACAAUUCUUAGGCGACACAUACUUCUUAUUCAGGGCUAUUCAUCGGGAUGAUCUCGAAAACGAUAGGGUUGAUUCGCCGAUCACUGAAUGUAGUGAGACCACAUAG